This is a messenger RNA of Zootoca vivipara (common lizard), 9009 nucleotides long. It is a transcript of the gene GFOD1, whose product is annotated as Gfo/Idh/MocA-like oxidoreductase domain containing 1. The record is from RefSeq and is a predicted model, not a curated record. Lineage: Eukaryota; Metazoa; Chordata; Lepidosauria; Squamata; Lacertidae. Gene Ontology annotation, molecular function: nucleotide binding.
CUCAAACUCCUCCUAUUCUCACAAUGCUCAGGAGCGCAUUGUGGUGAACAUGGCAGAUGAGGAAGAUUAAGACCCGCCGAGCUGCUGCUGCUGCUGCUGCUUCCUCCUCCUCCUCCUCCUGACCACCGAGCCACUUGUUGGCUGCCCUGAGGUCCCUUUGGUGGAAUGGUGCAGGGCUCUUGCCAAGGGAGGCAGCGGUAGCCGAGCGAGCGGCCGGGUUGCGCGCGCGCGCUUGCGUGUGUGUUGAAUUCAUUUAUUAAUUCUGUGUGUGUGGAAGGCGGGCAGGACCAGGAAGCGCUACGAAUUCGGGGUUUGGCUCUGCGUGUGAUGAUCCGGCUAUGGAGGGGCAGCGUCGGGGAGCUGAGGAGGAGGCUGAUGCUUGGCCGGUGAGGCGGCGGGCGCGCCAGGGGCCCGCGGCCAGGGGCACAGCCGGCAGCCGUCGCCGCUGCUGCCGGGACCGGGCGCCGCUCGCUCUGUGCAGCAGCAGCAGCAGUAGUUCGCAGCUGGGACUGGGCGCCCUUUGCAUUGCAACUCCGCAUUGCUCGUAUUAUUGCGGCUCCGCGUGAAAGGGAGGAGGAGGAGGAGGGCCAGCCAGGAGGAGGAAAGGAAAAGCGGGGGGGAGGCAUCGAGAGGGGAAGGGCAGAUCGCAGCAAGGAGGAUUGGAGGAGGAGAAGAGGGGGCAGCCGCCCGCAGCAAUAGCAGCCAUGCUGCCCGGGGUGGGUGUGUUCGGCACCAGCCUGACCGCCCGGGUCAUCAUCCCUCUGCUAAAGGACGAGGGCUUUGCGGUCAAGGCGCUCUGGGGCCGCACUCCGGAGGAGGCGGAGGAGCUGGCCAAGGAGAUGAGCGUGCCUUUCUACACCAGCCGGAUAGACGAGGUCCUACUGCACCAGGAUGUGGAUCUGGUCUGCAUCAACCUGCCGCCGCCGCUGACCAGGCAGAUCGCCGUCAAAACUCUGGGGAUCGGAAAGAACGUCAUUUGCGACAGGACAGCCACACCACUGGAUGCCUUUAGGAUGACGACGGCUGCGCACUAUUACCCCAAGCUCAUGAGCAUCAUGGGCAAUGUCCUCCGCUUCCUGCCUGCCUUUGUGAAGAUGAAGCAGCUGAUCCAAGAGGGCUACGUUGGAGAGCUGCUUGUAUGCGAGGUACAAGUCCACAGCGGGAGCCUGCUGGGGAAGAAAUACAACUGGAGCUGCGAUGACUUGAUGGGGGGCGGGGGGCUGCAUUCGGUUGGUACCUACAUCAUUGACCUCUUGACCUUCCUCACUAGCCAGAAGGCUGUGAAAGUGCACGGGCUGCUUAAGACCUUUGUGAAGCAGACGGACUACAUCAAGGGAAUCCGCCAAAUCACGAGCGACGACUUUUGCACGUUUCAGAUGGUCCUGGAAGGCGGGGUGUGUUGCACCGUCACCCUCAACUUCAACGUGCCCGGGGAAUUUAAGCAGGAUAUUGUUGUGGUAGGGUCCAGCGGGAGGCUGACUGUAAUAGGCACGGAUUUGUACGGGCAGAGCAACAGCUCGCCGCAAAAAGAGCUCCUUUUGAAGGAUUGCACCCCUGUCAGCAAUGCCCUGCUCCCCGAGAAGGCCUUCAGCGACAUCCCUUCCCCUUACCUCCGUGGAACUAUAAAGAUGGUGCAGGCUGUCCGGCAAGCGUUUGAGGAUCAAGAUGACAGGCGGACCUGGGAUGGGCAGCCGCUCACAAUGGCUGCGACUUUCGACGACUGUCUCUAUGCUUUGUGUGUGGUAGACACCAUUAAAAAAUCGAACCAGCUGGGUGAAUGGCAGAACAUUGCGAUCAUGACUGAGGAGCCAGAGCUCAGCCCUGCUUACUUGAUCAGCGAAGCAAUGCGCAGGAGCAGAAUGUCUCUAUACUGCUAGGGUUUUUUUGGGGGGGGGGGCACCUCUCAGAAAAAAAGUGGAUCAUUGCAGUUCUUUCCUAACGGAAAAAAAACAUGCCGUGUGUCUCAGGCCUUGGACAAGGAAGACAAUAUCGGGAAUAAAUCCUUGCUAUUUAAACCACAUUGCCUAGUUGGUGCUGAAAUAUUAGAUGCGUUCGAAAUGCUUGCUUUGAUAGUUGUUCGAGACUCUGUUAAAGAGAAACUUGCAUUAACUGUUUACAAAAUAGCAUUAUAGGAAGGUAGAACAGCAUCCAUUUACAACCUACAGGUGCAUAGCUGAUGCAGUUGUGUUUACUGUGAAUAAAAGGUUUGGGGAGGUCCAGUUUGAGACAUUCAUCACCAAUUAGCAGGCUGCAAAGCUGGUGACCUAUCAGAAAGCCCUUCCUUGCAGAAAGCAAAACUGGCUGCCUUCUGACAUGGACACUUCCUUGCAGCCCCGCUGAUAUAGCAUGCUAAUUGAUUACUGCAUCAUUCAGUAACCCAUGCACCUAUAUCAGAUUCAUAGACAGAAUAAGAACACUUUGGGUAUGACUGUGUUGUAUGACCUGGAAAAUUUGGCAGCUUGGUUUUCAUAGUUAAUAAUGAAGUUUUAUGUUCUGUUUGGACUUUCCCCCCCUGUCAAGGUAACAGAAACAGAAACAUGUAUAUUUUUUAAAAUACAUGCAGCUUCAAAUUAGCAGCAUGUUUCUCCUAGGGUCCUGGAAGGAUUCAAUACGACGCACAACAAUCUGUAGAUGUAUGUUCUCGGAUUGUUGCUAAAUUCCAGAGAGACAACCAUGUUACUCUGCCAUAGCAAAACUAAUAUAGAAUCAUAGAGAUGGAGGAUCAUCUAGUCCAACCCUCUGCAAUGCAGGAAUAUGCAACUGCCCCUUACGGGGAUUGAGCCUGCAGCCUUGGUAUUACCAGCACCAAGCUCUAACCAACUGAGCUAUCCAUGUUUAGUACUGUACAAAAGCUUUCACGGACCAGAGCUUACUUCGUUAGAUGCACAAAGUAGCCCAUCUGACAAGGUGCGUACGGUCUAUAAAAACUUGAUUGUUUUUUUAAGGUGUUAACGGGACUCUUUUUUUCUGACUUGGGGUUUGGUCUUUAGGGCCCACACUAGGACAAGAUUUUUAAAAGCAUAGGUUUCAACAAAACCUAACAUGUUUAGGGAGGAAAUUGCACAAAAACAGAGCAUGAUUCAUCCAAAGUCUAGGUGAGAUGUAGAGACUGCUACCUGAACAGCUACUAGAUAAAUUUUUCUUGGCUUGCACAUCAUCGCUGAGAUGACAUGGAAGCUUGCACUGAGAAAUCCAACUGGGUACUUACUUCUAGAACAGUAAAGGAGUUUACCUCUCCCUUUGGUAUCUACUGGACUUUAAAUUUAUUCAGUCCAUUUCACUUCUUUGUAGGUAGUUAAUACAUUAUCUUAUUACUUCCUUGCAUCAUUGAAUUCCAGUUUCAUUUUUUUAAAAAAUUGAUGCCUUGAUGCAGACUCUACUUCUCCCUCCUCCAACACCUGAAGAGGUUGCCUGCAUUUGGAGCAGUAGAUGGGAGACUAAAAGAUGAAAUGAAGGAAGAGUGGGUAACAGCAUUCCUACUAAAAGUUACCUGUGCUAGCCAUCCCUGAUUGUGAUGUACAACAGCAGGAUGCACAUAGGAUGCAUGUAAUAUUUCUGGGCAGAGGAGCAGAUUUCUGCUAGAUGGCACUGGGGGCAUCAGAUCACAGAAGGGAGGAUAAGUUUAGAAGGGGUGGUAGCAAGUUCCAAGAAAUCUGGGAACUGAAACACUGUUCUGUAUGAUUUGACAAUACAGAUAAUCAAAGGCUCUCCAUUUGUGUUGCUGUGUUUCCAGCCACCACCUCUUGAAAAGCACUUGAAUGACUAGCAUAUUAACUGUAUCAUUUAUACUAUUUUAUAGGAUUCUCGUUUUUUUAAAGAUUACCCAUCAGUCUUAUUGGUGUCAUUUUGUACCACUGAGGAAAGGUCUAGUAAAUUCAAUCAUCUCUUUGUUUUCCUGUCAUUCUCUUAUGCUGAAUAUCGGUCAGGGUGUUGCACUAACAAUGUUAAAAAACAAAGAGUAAAAUAAGAGUUCCCAGUUCUAUAAAUCCUCUUGUGUGUAGAAUUAGCAUGACUAAUUGCAACCCUCUACUUAAUCUGGAUCUUAAAUGAUGCCUUGUUUUUAUUUUCUUUAACCUUAAAUCAAAGUGUACAUUUAUUGCUGUAUAUAUUUAUUGUGUUUGACAAAAUGUGUGUGUGUGUGUGUAUACACGAGAGAGAGAGAGAGAGAGAGAGAGAGAGAGAGAGGCAAACGCAAACUAGGUAUAUACAAAAUGUCAUUGCAUGGGCAUUUUAUGUACAGUAGAUAUUUUAAAAGUUAUUUAUCAAACAAAAAGUGUGUGAUAAAACAGAGUCUAUAUUUUAUAUAUCUAUACUGUAGAUAGCAAAAACAAAACCACAUUUAAAUUAUAGCAAGAGGAUAUGGGAGUAUUUUUUAAAGAAAAGGGAAGGCCUGUGGUGGUUUCUAGCAUUUUGACAGCCUGGCUACUUUUAAUGGAAAGUUGUGUUUUGUGGCUCUCGGCUGCAGCAAAGUCUGUCCUCCUCCUCCUUGAAAGGAUGAUAUCCGUGUAUUACUUUUCCAUUGCUUGUGGAAUGUAGUUAGUUAUAGCCAGCCAUGGGCAUAUAUGUGCUGCUUAAAACAUGGGUUUCCUGCUGUUCUUACAUAUUUGCACUGUUGGAAUAAAGAGAAGCUAAACAGUGAAUAAAGACAUAAAAGGAGAUGGGAUUGCAGCUGUCGGCUGUUCUUCAGUUGUGUUUUCUUCCUGCAGUGAAAUAGCUUUUCAGUUUUCUCCUGCCAUCUCUUAUAUCAGUUUGAUUUUACAGACUUAAAUGAAAUAUCCAAUAUUCCUGCUUCUGAAAGUUGUUGGGUUUUUUUUUUUUUUUUGGCGGGGGGAGAGAAGAGAGAAGGGAAGCACAGAGGUAAGAAAAGGGUUUUAACUGGUUGCCCGUCCCAAAGCUUCUGCUGAAAAAUGUAAGUCAAUCACUAACACCCCCACCCCAAUAUUAUUCACCUGUUCUGUAUGGAACAGAGUUGUGUGAGGCUCUGGUGUGGGGUAAUGGAUGAAUCCUAGAGACUACCAUUUUGAGGUGGUGAUUGAUGCUGUAACACUAAUACAUGACACCCCUCCUCCCCAAUUUAUUGGGUAUGGGAAAGUUUAAUCUGGGUCUUGGCAGAUGCCUGCAGCAUAUCAUUGCAACCCAAUGACCAUCAUACAUAUCAGCUUCACAAACUCUCAGCCAGACACUCACCGGUGAGUGGCUUCUUCACAUCAGUGACCUCCUCAACAUGGAGCAAAACAGCUGUGCCAUCAGAGAGGUUUACUGAGCUAAAGCUUGAGCUCGUAUAACAAGAGAACAUUGAUUGUGUUUUGACUUAGCCCAGGACCCAAUUGAGGUUUCAAUUCCUUGAUUUGGAACUAAUUUUGCCAGGCAUUUGCCUUCUUUUAAAGAGUUGCCACUUUUUUCUAGCACAUUCCAGGAUUCUCUGAUUGUAGGCUAAAUUGGGCAGGCACAGAAGACUCCCAGAAACAUCAUCGUUACCCAGAAAAGAGGAUUUGUGUGUGGGGGGGGAUUAGUUCAGCUUGCAUUUUAACACCAACCUACCUAAUUCAUUUCCAUAUCAAAACAUGAAUACGUGAAUCAAAACAAAACUUUCUUUCAAAAUCCACACUUCUCCAACCAAAACAGUGUACAGAAAUAACACACAUUAGGGGGAGGUAUGCACAAAGAUAUGUUUAUUAGUGAAAAGAAACAACAUCCCCCAAAUAUUUGAUGUUUUAUGAUCAGGAAGGUGAUGAGGAAAUGUGCUGGAAAGUGGGGGGAUAAUGCUUGCUUGAUCCAUUGUCUAACCUCCCCACAAACAAAUUGGGAUAAACACUCGCUAUAAACAGGUUGUCUGGAAAUGCUCAAAACCUUUACCCAUUUCUUAGGGUGAGGUAUGGUGGUUGCAAGGCAUACAAAUUCUGUAGGCCCAAGAUGAGGAUACAGGCUCAUUAUAUUGGCUGGCUGUUGCCUUAAGCGGGGCGCCGGGGGGGGGGGGCAGGUUGGUGGAAGAGAUUGGCUUUCCUAAGGGAAGGGGUUUGGGAGCCUCUCUACUUGUCCAGGGGUUACAGGUGCUCUAAAUACAGUUGAUUGCCCUCCCCUAUCAGCUUUCCAAACAGAGCUUCUCUUGCCAACAAGGGGGGGCUCAAGCUGGAGAAAGCAGACACACUUGCAGAUGCUGCCACAACACUUUUUUUCCUGCAAUGGCCAGUAUGAUAUUUAUAGCCAAUCUUUCUGUGCUAAUUCAAAGGCUCCUUUAAUAUUUGAGGCAAGAGCUCAUUAACUCUCAAUGGAACCCUGGGGUAACAUAAUGAAAACAAGUGCUGGGGAUGCAGCUGUAUGUAUAGGAUGUAAUUGCAGUACGGCAUCAGCGGUGAAGCCAGCAAACAUGGACACAACAGAAAUGCUAAAAACAAUGACAGAUGAAAUGGAAUAAGGUUAUCAAAGUGUAAAGGUGUGUGUCUUUCUUUGUUUUAAUAAAGAUACUGUAUAUGGACAGUUACUGGUGGGAUUACCAACAAACCAGGAAAGAAAAUUGCCUGCUCAUGUGUCUUUAACACCAACACAACAGGCAAAAAGCAGGGUUUCCCCCCACAGUUUGGAGCUAAACUGCCAGCUGCUGGUGUAAAGCUGUUAAUCAGAGGGAGAGGAAGUAGACUUUCUCCAAUUUGCCUCUGUUCAGCUUCAGCUGAUAAACAAAUGCCUCCCUCCCCACCUCCAGCUACUAACUGCAAUUCUGCAAUCGCCAAGGCCAUCAGAUGGAGAGAAAACAGCACUUUGCCGUACCAGAGAAGGAGUGUGAUUUCAAACCCCCAUAAAGUCAAUCCAGCUGGUAUGAGAAACUCCCAAAAAAAGAAGGGAGCUCUGCGUCUUUCAGUAGCAUGGAACAUGUUGGAGCAACAACACGUAAGCAAAUUAAAUCUGCUACUGUUCUUGUUGAUCAGGUUUAAUCUUAAUAUUAUUGAAAUGUAUGUUGUAAGCUGCCUUGGAUGUGUGUGAAGAUGCAGAAAGCAAUUGCAAUAAGGCACAGCUGAGCAUUUUGUUGAAAUGUGGUGACCAGAGUUACUGCAGGAGACUCAAACUAACCUUCCUGCCCAAUUUUAUGGUUGGGUUUCUACUUGGUUGACUUUUUAAAUAAAUGUCCAGGGUCUACCUUUAAUGGCAGUUUCUGGUUGUUUUGUGCACUUGGGAAUUGUUUCUUCCUCUGCUAACAUCAGUGUGAGAACAGGGCUCAAUUGUGCACGCCAAUUAAAGGUGUACAAGAGCCUUCUCUCCUUUUCCCAUCUAGCCACCUUAAUCAGCACCUUCAGUUGCCAACUUUGGGGCAGGGCUUAUGUCCCCCUCAGAGUAGCUUACAAAAAAUUAAACUAGUGAAUGGCUUGUUUUCCAGCACAGAGGCAAGGUGAUCAGGAAAGUUUCAGCUGCUUAAUUUCUGCAAGUUGGGCUGCUGCUAUUGGCAUGGUGGAAAAAUGCAUUUGAAAUGGAGUAUUCCAAUGAAUUAUUUUUCCACCUUUGUCAAAAGUAGCCUACAAGAUUCUCAUUGGCAACCUGGGACAUCCAAAAAGUAUUCUAGUUCACUGGAAAAUGCUACCGUUUGGAGCAGGCAUCCCCAAACUGCGGCCCUCCAGAUGUUUUGGCCUACAACUCCCAUGAUCCCUAGCUAACAGGACCAGUGGUUGGGGAAGAUGGGAAUUGUAGUCCAAAACAUCUGGAGGGCUGAAGUUUGGGGAUGCCUGGUUUGGAGGAAUGAGUCUUGGAAAGACACAAAGAGUUCCACAUAAUGAAAACCAAGUCUAUGAUUUAUAAUGAUUAUAUCCUCACAUGCAAAAGGAUCCCAGGCUCAGUUUCUGCCAUCCCACAAUAUAGCUUUGGGAUACUCACUGCCUUUUAGUGUCCUGAGCUACAUGGGUCAAUUGUCCGACUGCAGAUAACUAUAGGGGAUGCAAAACUCUUCUGUAAACCUUAAAAGCCAGUGACAUUUUCUAGGACCCAGCUGGCAGGGAGAGAGACCCAUGUGCCAGUGAAAGUGUGUGUGGGGGAUCCUUUUUUCUGCUGAUGUGUUUUGGGCCUAGAAAGUAAUCUGGUGAGUGGAAGUACCUGGGCUAGGAAAGGCAGAAAGUAAGAGGAGUCUGCAGCUAGGUCUCACAAACAGCAACAACUCUGUGAGGUAGAUUUAGGCCCAGAGAUCAUGAGUGGCUCAAAGUCAAGCAGUGAACUUCCUGGCUGAGCAAUGAUUUAAAUCCUUAUUUCCCAGGUCCUAGUCCGACACUUAACGACCAUGCAGUGUCAUACCCUCCAACAUUCCUCAGAUGAAAAUGGGGACAUUUAUCACGCCCCCACAACUGACCUUCUGCCCCCCCCAUUUUGUCCCCUCAGAUCAUUUCCAUCACACCAAUUUGACACAGCACAUACACCCUCCGCUGUCCUGAAAAUAGUAAUUACCCCAGAUUUUAUUUACUGUAAUUCUUUUGUAGAUUUACAAAAAGAAACACACACCAAUAAAUGAAUUUUAGAAAGGUUCCAGAUUAGAUGCAGAUGCACAAAGUAUAUAUUGCGCUCUGCUCCUCUUCCCCUUUCUUAUCACCCAGGGUGGCCCUGCUCUCUGCCAGCACCUCAGGGCUGGUGCGUCACGCAAGGUUGGGCCUUGCCAACGACAGCCUUUCCUCCUUACCCUCCUCUCCAGCAGCCGCUAUGAGCUGCUCAGGGGAGGAGCCCAGCAGUGGCAGCCAUGUAGAGGCAACAGGAUGCUUUCUGCCACCAUCGCUCGGGGAAAGCGCUGGCUCAUCCUCUUCCCUGAGCUUGGUGGGGAAAAUAAGGUCAUUCUGAGAUCUGAUCAGAAGCCAGGAUGGCUUUUUGCAAUUCCAGACCUGUCCCUGGAAAAUUGGAGGGUAUGCAAUACCCACUGGCUCUUCAGACUUCCAGAAUUGUACUGUAAAUACACCUGAAAUGGGCAACUAGUUUAAGCAUCACUGUAGCUAAACUCAGUAAACCAUGCAUCAUCUUCCCCCAUGCCCUGCCAAUUAAUUUUCA